AUGGACUCGGAGCACUGGAUCUCGCGCCUGGCCGCCGCGAAGCGCUUCUACGCGGCGCAGCUCGGCCACAGCGAUCGGGCGGGGAUGGAGGAGCUGGACAUGGACGAGGAGGUCAGGCCCGAGUUCGCCUGCCCCUACUGCUACGAGGACCACGACGUCGGAUCCCUCUGCGCGCACCUCGAGGAGGAGCACCCGUUCGAACCCCAAGCCGCGGCUUGCCCUGUUUGCUCUGAGAUGGUUACGAAGGAUAUGGUUAACCAUAUUACUAUGCAACAUGGAUAUUUAUUCAAGAAUCGUCGCCGGUUGCGCAGAUUCAUUAUUCCAGGCAGCCAAGCCCUUUCUUUACUGAGCCGAGAUCUACGGGAAGCCCAUUUGCAGGUGCUUCUAGGAGGCGGACAUAGGUCAAGCAACAAUAACAGCACCACAAAUAUUUCAGCUGAUCCUCUCCUGUCAUCAUUCGGCCUUAGCUUCCCUACAUCAGAUGCAGAGCAAACAUCCAAAUCGACUAUUUCCAUUCCUGAUGAUGCUACGAUGGUAAAAGAAACACCUACUCAGGCACGGAAGUUAAGGUUACUUUCUGGACUAGUUCAGAGUCUAGCUGAAUGGUCUUGUGUGACAGGGAAAUCUUAUGUGGCCAUGCAAAUCUGA
Messenger RNA from Miscanthus lutarioriparius, 648 nucleotides. The record is from the annotation of a GenBank genome assembly. Lineage: Eukaryota; Viridiplantae; Streptophyta; Magnoliopsida; Poales; Poaceae.